GCUUAAGAUAAUGACAACGCUCAUUGGACUAGACAAGUGGAACUAUAGUCAAAGAUGACGUGGGAUAUAGCUUGGCAUGGACUGAUUCUCACAAAGUUGCAUCCCCGGAUAGCGGGUCGGUCGUUACUGCGGUACAUACACACACGCUAUGUUUGCUAGUGGGUAGCUUGUACCCUGGAGGUGCGCUUGCCUGGCGUAGAGACAGGUUCGGCUAUGUGCAGAGAAAGACACAGCUUGCGUCAGAGCCUCACCCAUCGGGCCCGUCGUCUCAGUCAGUUAUGAAGUGACAAGCCACAAAUUGUUCAAAUGGCGGGCGUGGGGUCUUCCUGAGCGGAGAUCUCUUCACGAUUUAUAUAACCCCCAGCUCUCCUCCCAUCCCGCCUCGGUUUGCACUGACCUCACCUCCGAGCCUUGCGCCUUCCCACACCAGUCCUUGUCCACUUUCCCUCACUACAGAUCUUUGGGUGUCCGCUAAGUCAAGGCACAAUGGUUGGACUGCUCGCCUCGGUUGCCCUCCUCGGGUUCUUGGGAUCCGUCUCAGCCAAUGGAUGCCCAUUUGCUGCUUCGAAUGAGCUCCGCGCUCGAGUUGACGAGACCACUGACGACUACCUGGCCCAGUUCACCGUCGAUGACAGCGAGGGCUUCAUGACGGACGAUGUCGGUGGUCAGAUCGCCGACCAGGACAGUCUCAAGGCUGGCAUUCGCGGGCCUACCCUUCUGGAGGAUUACAUCUUCCGCCAGAAGAUUAUGCACUUCGAUCAUGAGCGAGUCCCCGAGAGAGCGGUUCACGCGCGUGGCGCUGGUGCUCACGGCACCUUCACCUCGUAUGGCGACUGGAGCAACCUCACUGCUGCCUCUUUCCUGAGCAGCGAGGGCAAGCAGACACCCACCUUCGUUCGUUUCUCCACUGUAGCGGGAUCGCGAGGAAGCGCCGACACAGCCCGUGACGUCCAUGGGUUUGCUACUCGGUUCUACACCGACGAGGGCAAUCUCGAUAUUGUUGGUAACAACAUCCCUGUUUUCUUCAUCCAGGAUGCCAUCCGCUUCCCUGAUCUCAUCCACUCGGUUAAACCCAGCUCAGACAAUGAGAUUCCCCAAGCUGCGACGGCUCAUGACUCGGCAUGGGACUUCUUCAGUUCACAGCCAAGCACGAUGCACACGCUGUUCUGGGCCAUGGCCGGAUUUGGAAUUCCCCGGUCCUACCGCCACAUGGACGGAUUCGGUGUUCACACUUUCCGCUUGGUCACGGAUGAUGGCACAUCGAAGCUGAUCAAGUGGCACUGGAAGACCAAGCAGGGACGAGCUAGCUUGGUUUGGGAGGAAGCCCAAAUUCUGGCUGGCAAAAAUGCCGACUUUCACCGGUCCGACCUUUGGGACGCUAUCGCGUCCGGAAAUGGCCCUGAGUGGGAGUUGGCCGUGCAGGUUGUUGACGAGGACAAAGUAUUAGCUUAUGGCUUCGAUCUGUUGGAUCCCACCAAGAUCAUCCCCGAGGAGUUGGCGCCCCUGCAGAAGCUUGGAGUGAUGAAGUUGGACCGAAACCCGACCAACUAUUUUGCUGAGACCGAGCAGAUCAUGUUCCAGCCUGGGCACAUUGUUCGAGGAGUCGACUUCACUGACGACCCCUUGUUGCAAGGACGCAUCUUUUCGUACCUCGACACGCAGCUAAACCGCCAUGGCGGUCCCAACUUCGAGCAGCUGCCCAUCAAUCAGCCCCGUAUUGAUGUUCACAACAAUAACCGGGAUGGUGCCGGCCAGAACAUGAUCCACAGCAACAAGUACCCUUACUCUCCCAACACGCUCAACGGCGGUAAUCCCAAGCAAGCAACUCAGUCCACGGGCCGUGGCUUCUUCACCGCUCCCGGCCGAACCGUGACAGGCAAUCUCGUCCGAGCUCUGUCUUCGACUUUCGACGAUCAUUGGAGCCAGCCGCGCCUGUUCUACAACUCGCUCACGCCCAUCGAGCAGCAGUUCCUCAUCAACGCAAUCCGCUUCGAGUCGAGCAACCUCCAAUCCGCCGCCGUGAAGCAGAACGUGCUCACUCAGCUCAACAAGAUCAGCAACGACAUCGCCACUCGCGUUGCUGCCGUCCUGGGCCUGGACGCACCCGCCCCUGACGACACGUACUACCAUGAUAACACCACGGCGGGUAUCUCUAUCACCAAUGGCACCUUGCCCACGGUUGCUACCCUCAAAGUCGGCAUCCUGGCCACCACCAAGAACCUGGGACAAGCCACCACGCUGCGGGAACGCUUAGCUGCCGAUGGGCUCGUCGUGUCCGUCGUCGCCGAGACCCUGACUGCGGGCGUUGACAAGACGUACUCACUCUCCGACGCGACCGAUUUCGACACCGUCGUGCUUGAUUCCGAGGCCAUCGCCGCCGGCCUGUUCGGCGUCAACUCCAGCUCGACGUUUUACCCACAGGGCCGCCCGCUGCAGAUCGCACAUAUGGCUUUCCUGUUCGGCAAGCCGAUCGGCUCGUUUGGAGACGUGACUGCCAGCGAGACGUUGGCCUCGGUGGGUGUUACCGCGGGGCAGGACGGCGUGUACGAGGGCUCGGAUCUGGAGGCAUUUGUUUCUGAUGUCAAGGAUGGGCUUAAGACGUUUAAGUUUACAGAUCGGUUUGCGUUGGAUUCGUGAAGAUGGAAUUAUUGGCGAAAAGAGGGGGUGUUUUGCGGCUUGAUGAAAUUCUUCUGCGACUUUGAAAGAGCAAAGUCGGCUUUUAGAUAAUAGGUGGCCACCACAUGGCCUUUGAACUGCGAUGAAUCUAUAAUGUAUUGAAACAUGAAAUCAGAUAAGUGGAAUUGUGCCCGUCUGCAAGUCACGGUUUGAUAAGUGGCUCCAUAGUAGGAUUAUGCUAUGAAACGCA
This is a messenger RNA of Pseudomassariella vexata, 2866 nucleotides long. RefSeq names its product catalase-like domain-containing protein. Lineage: Eukaryota; Fungi; Ascomycota; Sordariomycetes; Amphisphaeriales; Pseudomassariaceae. Gene Ontology annotation, molecular function: heme binding; catalase activity. The coding region runs from base 487 to 2637 and encodes 716 amino acids. The record is from RefSeq and is a predicted model, not a curated record. Gene Ontology annotation, cellular component: cytosol. The transcript is spliced from 5 exons. Gene Ontology annotation, biological process: hydrogen peroxide catabolic process; response to oxidative stress.